Aethalodelphis obliquidens (Pacific white-sided dolphin) is the source of this 10808-nucleotide messenger RNA. It is a transcript of the gene KCNK9, whose product is annotated as potassium two pore domain channel subfamily K member 9. The record is from RefSeq and is a predicted model, not a curated record. Gene Ontology annotation, biological process: potassium ion transmembrane transport; stabilization of membrane potential. The transcript is spliced from 2 exons. Bases 433 to 1227 code for a protein of 264 amino acids. Gene Ontology annotation, molecular function: outward rectifier potassium channel activity; potassium ion leak channel activity. Gene Ontology annotation, cellular component: plasma membrane. NCBI's taxonomy places the organism in Eukaryota, Metazoa, Chordata, Mammalia, Artiodactyla, Delphinidae.
AGUUAGCAUUCUCUGACUCUUCACUCUUAAUGUUGACCCAUGUUAGGAUAUUGAAUUUUCUCCCUUGGGCUGGCUACUUUUGGAGUUUUCUGCAAAAUGUUACGAGUGAAUAUGCUGCUUUUCUUUGAGAAAACCGUGUUACUGGACGAACAGUGCAAUGACCCCCAAGCUCCUCUUGUGACCAAAUGCCCCAGACCUCCCCCCCCCCCCCCCAAACUUCAAAGGCUAUUUCUUCACUGAUUCUUCCCUGUUCUUCGCCCCACCCCUCAGGCGCUGGCCCCGCCCCCAGCUCCAUCCCCACGGCCGCGCCCACAUCCACACCCACCCCGAACCGCAGGAGACCCCAGCUGACUCCGUCUCCCUGUCCUCUCACCUCCUCCCGCAGGUUACGGGCACGCUGCUCCGGGCACGGACGCGGGCAAGGCCUUCUGCAUGUUCUACGCGGUGCUGGGCAUCCCGCUGACGCUGGUCAUGUUCCAGAGCCUGGGCGAGCGGAUGAACACGUUCGUGCGCUACCUGCUGAAGCGCAUCAAGAGGUGCUGUGGCAUGCGCAACACGGAGGUGUCCAUGGAGAACAUGGUGACCGUGGGCUUCUUCUCCUGCAUGGGGACGCUGUGCAUCGGGGCGGCCGCCUUCUCCCAGUGCGAGGAGUGGAGCUUCUUCCACGCCUACUACUACUGCUUCAUCACGUUGACUACCAUUGGCUUUGGGGACUACGUGGCCCUGCAGACCAAGGGCGCCCUGCAGAGGAAGCCGCUCUACGUGGCCUUUAGCUUUAUGUAUAUCCUGGUGGGGCUGACGGUCAUAGGGGCCUUCCUCAACCUGGUGGUCCUCAGGUUCCUGACCAUGAACAGCGAGGACGAGCGGCGGGACGCCGAGGAGCGGGCGUCCCUCGCCGGCAACCGCAACAGCAUGGCCAUCCACAUCCCCGAGGAGGCGCGGCAGGGCCGGCCCCGGUACAAGGCGGACGCGGCGGACCUACAGUCCGUGUGCUCCUGCACCUGCUACCGCCCGCAGGAAUACGGUGGCCGCUCGGCGGCGCAGCAGAACUCCUUCAGCACCAAGCUCGCCCCCCAGUACUUCCACCCCAUCUCUUACAAGAUCGAGGAGAUCUCACCAAGCACAUUAAAAAACAGCCUCUUCCCGUCCCCUAUUAGCUCCGUUUCUCCCGGGUUACACAGCUUUACUGACAACCACAGGCUGAUGAGACGGCGGAAGUCCAUCUAGGGUCUGGGGAGGGAAACACAAACAAGUCAUUUGUCAUAGCUGACGUUAAGUCUCAUUGGCCCACCUUGUCUUAUUUAUUGAUUAUGGUUAUAUCCUUUAUUGUUAUGAUUAUUGUCAUCAUUUUUUCUUUCUCUCCUUCCCUCUUUCUUGGUUUCAUUUCUUCCCCACCUUCCCAGCGAGACAGAGCAGGCCAAAGGGAAAAAAGGAAAGGCCCGUCUUCCUGUGAAACUCGCAUCUGAGCAUGAAGCAUGGAUUUCUUCCUUCUUCCCAGCAAAGUAUGCCUUACAUUUCUCCCCAGCCCGCCCCACCUCUGGGGUGGCUUUCCCAGGACAGGUGUGAGACCCAGACAAGGAGACAGAGCCCAGAGGAUACCUGACCCAAAGUUGCACACGCGGCUGAGAGCCUCGAGUGCCCACCCACAGUGGUGUCUCUGACCCAACUCCUUUCUCUUUUCCUCCCCAAGCAGUGGGUGGCCGAAUGUGUGUGGUCUGAGUGUGUGUGAAUGAGUGCACACACCAGUGUGCUUCUGAUGUGACAGAAUGGAAAGUAUCAGGUAUUCAUCCUUCUUCUCCGUCACACAAUUUUGUUAAUAGCCUGCUUUCGGCCGCUUCCAAACAAAACGGGAAAACAAACAAAACCCACGAGGUUUCUGAUUUAUCAUCUUGCCAAAUCAUGCAUGUUCCACAAGCAGUCUUUAUCCCAGAUACGUCAUGACCACAUUUUUAAAACGCUAGAUUCUAAAUUAUAUUAACUUCUUUUUAGGGGGUGGGUGGGCAAGCCGACACGGAUCAUUUUAGCUUGCCAGUUCAAAAAUUUUUUAAACAAGCAUGCACUUUGUUAAACUGGUAUGCGUUAUCAACACAAGAAAACAAAACUAGCAAUGGAAUAAUCAAAAGCCAAUAAUAUUAAUUUAUCAGAGACAUUUUUAAUUUCACCACCUCUAGUUCCAACGAUUUUCCGUGUAACUGGACGUGUUGGGGAAACUGGAAAACUGUUGCAACCACAGAGUAUCUUAUUCUCUCUUAUUUGUGUGAUGAUGAUGACUUGUGUAGCAUCUACCUACAUGAGUAAGAACUACAGUUCGGGAUGCUUGGGUGAGAAUGGGUAUUGGUAAGUGGACGUGGUUUCUUUUCCUAAUGAAAAACGACAGGGCAUUCCUCAUUUUAAAGAAUAUAUAUAAUGUAUUUUAAGAAAGAUUGUCUCUAACUGCAUUUGAUUUGUAAAUAAGGGAAUGUUGAUGUUGGUCUCAGGAAGAGUUUGGAGGCAAGGAGCUGCGUCUUGGCCUGCUGGGAACUUGUCAGUCUCGGGGUGAUUUUUUUCCUGAAUAGUGGAGAAAUUCCUCCCCACUCUCAAUAGGGGAUGACCCCAAAGGGAAGGCCUGCUAACAUCCUUGGGGGGCGGGGCUAUAGAACAUAGCACAUUGGAGGCCCUUUCCAAGACAGGAAUAAAGCAAAGUCUCACCUGCAGAUUCACGGGGGGACCUUCAUUUCCCUCAUCACUGUCUCGGCCAUUUCUAAAAAUCAGCCAUCCUCACUUCCCUUUUUCAAAUUCUUCCAGCUCUUGGACAGCAAUGGGCUUUGGCUGGGCUGCCCAGGCGCGGAUAAUCUUUGAUCUAUAAAAGAGAGAGAGGCACUGAGAGGGUGAGUGAUUUGCUCAACGUCAGAGAGCUGGUCUUUGCUAGAACUGAGACAUUAGUCUCGGUCCGGACCCCAAAAGGGUCCAAGGAGCUGUGACCCCACCACACUAUGGCACCCUCAUUCAGCCCUCAGAUGAGGGAACUUGCAUCUUUCUCCACAGCUAAGUGUACCAGGCUUUUAGAGUCAGUUAGAGGUACACGGGUUCAACCCUUCACUCAGAACUGUUCCCCUCACCAUGUACAGUGGUCAUAAAGUGACCUACUUCUGCUUGAAUGCUUCCAGUGACAGGGAGCUCCUCCCUUCGCAGGGAAGUUUAGAAAACAUCCCAUAAUCUCUCUUCCCACAGAGCUGACUCUUCUUUGUAGGAUUAAGGAUGGUAAGAUGAAGUCUUUCCUGUUUGCAGGAUGACCACCAACUUAAGUGUCUGAAGCAACUUGGAAUUUCUCUUGGUUCCAUAUCCUAGCCCCCCCCCAACCCCCUGCCCUUUGCUACCAGCUCAGCCCCUGAAGGACACGUACCGAGUCUUCUGUUCCAAAGGUAAACAUCCUUGUUUAUGCUCAGAGCGUUCGGGGGUGGAGGGGAACCUCGGUUUACUCCCCUUGUGAUGUCCUUCUUUUUCUCAGAUGCUCGAGCUCUUCCCUACCAUGCUGUCUGGCCAAGGAGUCCUCUAGGUGCCUCCAGUGAGGUGCUCUGAUGGGGGCACUGAGCCAGGAGUUCUCCAGGGUUCUCGUCUCUUGAUAAAGCAGGCCUGGGGCAUCUCCAGCUAGAGCUUGGCCCACCCCAUCAGCAUUGGAAUCCUCAAAAGCCAGGGGGAAGCUUAGUCUGAGUCACCUUGCUGAGGUCCCUCAUCUUCAGGAAAGGAAAUCGAGGUCCAGAAAGGCUGGACAUGACUCUGAGGCCCCACAGCCAGAACUUAGGUCUUCCCACUUGUUUAUCCUGCUGCUUUGUCACUGCUGUCACACCCUCCAAACAGUCCUCGUUGCUGGACUUCUCAGCAUCUCGGACCCAGGUCUCUCUUCCCCCUUCACAGCUGAUGAUUUCUUUCUUUCAGCCCAGGUUUCCCACACCUUUCUUCCAGUUGACCAUACCCACUCAGGGAGGGGGAAGAAAUCUCACCAGGUUGUUUGAAUUUGGGCCCCAACUUACGUUAGAAUGAGCUGAAGAAGAGCCACGUUCCACCAGCAUCACAGGAGGUUGGCCUGCCACGUGGUCCCUGGUGGGGGUCUAGAAAUCAACAUGCCACAUAGAUACUCAAAGAGAUUUUGGACUCUCACUUGAAUGCUUUCCAACUAGGAGAUCUCAACCCAUCCCCUCCAUCAAAGACAAAAGGAAGGUAGGCAGUGGUACCGGUUAGUCCAGCAGCUCUGAGUGCCAUGCUUUCUAGAGACCAUCCCAUUUUGAUCUUUAUGACAUCCAUCCUCGGUGGAAGGUGCUGUCAUGCCAUUGGUCUACUAGAUUCUUUACAUAGGAGUGAACCAACCCGUUUGGCUUUUGAGAUACCCAGUUAGCCCCAGAGCUGGGAUCGGAGCACUUCUUUCCAUCCACACCACUCUGUCCUGAAACUCGGGCAGCAGCCUCUUAAACACAGCAGGCUGCCUGGUGCUCUAAAUUUAAAUACUCUCUCUGAAGCAUCUGUUGUGCUCCACUGUGCAUCACCAAUUGGGAGGAGGGUACCUGCACUUUGGAAUGAUCACAGCAGAUCACUUGCAGCCCAGGAAUCCCCACUGGGUCCCUCAUCCUUCCAGCAGAGGAAGCAGAUGGACGCAGACCGCCGCCCAGGAGGCCUGGCUGUGCAGGUGCUCGUCAAAACCCAUCUGUAGGAAAGGGUGAGUUGACUGGUUAAUCUCGGUGCACCGUCGUUUGGUCUCUGCACACGGGGCCUCGGCUGGGAGAAUAUCUGGAUGGUGACUUGGAAACCUGCAGAUAAGCCCAGGCAGGUCAUUUUUCUUUGCCUCCAGAUCUGAAAGCCUUGAUUCCUAGUGAUUCCUGGUCACUAGCGGUUUGAAGCUGGAGGGAAGAAUGGUUUGGAGGCAUUCGUUGUGCACACUGAGUUUGGAGGGGAAGGUGAGAGAGAGUCAUGGUUUGUGUGGGAGCCCGGAAGGAUCCCGGCAAGGAAAGUUUGGCAGGACGGGGACCCGGUUCUCACCUCCAGCUUCACUGGGCUCCCCUGUAGCUUCCUCAUCCACACAAUGGGCCAAUGUGGGCUGAAUUUGUGAGCAUGUAGCACAAAGUCAACUUGACCGAUGGAGACAUCUGGCCUGAUGUUCUGGCCACUGGGCACACUUGAGGGUUGAGCCGCAACAUUGAAAACCCAAAAUCAUUUCGCUUGGCAGCAUCCUGGGAGCUGGGAAGAUGGCGAGUGAGUAGGCAGAGGCGUCAAGAAGGGUGGUCAUCGUGCAAACCAAGGCCCCGUGCGUGCUGGGUUCCCCAAGGCCCUGGGCAUACAUCCAUUUUAUGUGGUUAUUUCUUGAGCACACCUUAGUAGAGGUUGCUGUUUUGUGGGGAGCGGGGAGGGAAACCUAUUGCCAUGAUUCCUCCCUAUCGCCCCAACUUUCUGUUGUGAAAAUUCCAGAUUUACAGAAAACUUCCAUAUCCCUUUCACCCAGACUCACCAGCCUUCAGAACUUUGCCACGUUUGCUUAAACCACCCCCCCCCCAUUCAUACCCAGGGGCAUUUGGAGAAUGAAGUGACGUCUGCAACUUUUAGGUGGUUUGGCCGAAGGGAAAAAUUGUUUCUCUCCCGGGAACAAAAGCCUUCUCUUUGGUAACAAUGCUGUUAUCACCCUUAAGUUUAGCAGUCAUACAAUGAUAUUGUCUGAGACGCAACCCAUAUUCACAUUUCUCACGUCCCAAAAAUGUCCUCCAGGGCCUUUUUGUGAAUCUGAGAGACAAUCCAAGAUUGCAUCCCACAUUGCUUGUCUGCUCACCCCAGACUCCCCCAGUCUAGGAUGUUUUCUCCGUUUUUGUUUGUCGUGACGUUGCCACUUUGUUGUCUGAGCCAGUUCUGUUGUGGGCGGGCCCACGACCUGCCUGUUUCCUCAGGUUAAGGAAUUAAAGGUGAUGUUGUUACGAUUAAUGCGUUUGAGAAAUCUGACUCUCUGGAGACCUCUGUGAGAACCUCUCUCGUCCUAGAUAAAUAAGGCAUAUUAAGUGCUGUUCUCCUUUGCUGGAGACACGAACUGAAGCUGUAGGAAAGGCGUCCAGGAGCCCCUGGAUGCUGGGUCUCGUCACCACAGCCGAGCAAGGCUCUGCUGUUUCUAACUUCUCACGUGGAUCUCUCUUCUCUGCUGAGAGUCAGCAAUCUUUCCCCUAAACACCUGUGGGGAUGACGCAGCCAUAAAUAGACAUAAAGCACCAAGACAUUCUUUCAUGGGUUGUGAAGGGUAGCAAGUGUAGCCCAGUAGAGUAGUUGGAAGGAUGCCCAUAGGCCAGUGGGGUACUCGGCACCCAGUUGCUUCUCAUCUCUGUUUGAGAUGUGUGUUUGCACUGGCAAGUUCUAUAGCAUGGCCUUCUCAGUUCUGGUAACACAGAGCAACCCACUGGCUGAGGCACGGUCCCUUUAAUUUUGAUCAAGAAAAUAUGUCCAUACAGAUUCCCGCCUCUGAGCCUUUGCCCAUUCUGUUCCCGCUACCUGGAAGGUAUCCCUGCUGCUCUCCAGCACGGAGGUGGAGAUGGGAGCAUACUUUAAAAGCUCCUCCUGACUAUUUGUUCCAUGAGGGACUCAAUGAUGUCCUCCUCUGGGGUCCCCAGUCCUUCUUUCUAUCAUGGACAAAUACACCGGGAAGCAAACCUCCAGUGACCCGGCCAUAGGAGCUAUACGUUCCGGGCAGCGCCCACAGCAGGGCAUAAAGACAAUCAGACUUCCAGCAUCUUGCCUAGAUGGCCACUCGUCACUGUCGUCAAGGCACAUCUUAACGUCACUGCCAGACUUUGUUCCAUCCCUGGAAACCGAUGCACAUCCACGGGAUGAAAACCAUCACCCCACCGUUGGCGAUUCAGAGGCAGUUGCCUGGCAGAGUUGGGUGGGCCACGUGCAAUAGGGCCACAAGCUGUCCACAGCUGGGCAUUUCCCAUAGAGCAGGAGAUCGGUACAUCUUCAGAUGCCAGCGGCACGCUUGUGACAUUUUGCCCUGGAGUGAGUGAGCCCUUGAUGCGAGUGUCAACAGGAACCAGGGCAGCACCGUUUUCUCAGGGGAGUACUUCCGGUAGAGGCUGAGUGGGGUGGGGCACACACGGCGAGGGACAGGAUCCCCGGCCUCGGCUCUGCACCUGCCCAGCGCUCGCUCUGGGGCCCUGAGACAGGACAGGGCAGGCUCUUCUUUCUCUGCAGAGCAGCGUGAGGGAAUAAAGCUGCAUGCACACCUGGGACCGGCUUCUGCCGUUCACAGGCAGGUGGUGGUUUUGCCUCUCUGAGCCUCUGUGUUCCAGCCUUUAAAGUUGGAGAUUUCAGAUAAACCCCACUGCACAGGGUGCCUACAAGAACAGCAUGUGGCAACAUCGGGCGCCUGUUCUGAGCAGAGUGCCGAGCUAGAGUUCUUAACACCGCUUGCAUUUCUCCUAAAGGCCGGUCCAAGGCUCCUGCAAGCUUACUCCCGGGCACUUGACUAAGUCCAGCUAUGGAAAGAGGUGAUCAGUCUGGUGGAGGAACGCAGGCAGGGCUUCAGGGAGGAAUUGGCUUUUGGUAAUCUUUGAGGAGAGGCUUGAAGGAGCAAGUGGGCACUGUUGCAUGGGCAGAGGCCCAGGCGUGGGAAGGGGCAGGGAGCAGCGAUUUCACCCAGUGCUCCGUGGCUUCCCUAACACAGAGCCACACCUGAAAGAUGAGUCAGUGAGCUGUCAAGGCCCUUCACAAGCUGGUCACACCUUAAGUCAUCCAGGCUACUCUCCUGCUCAAGAACCUUCCAUGGCUCCCCAGUGCCCACACAUUUUAUUUCAAGGUCCUUCGCUCUAACACCCAGAGCCUGAGCCUUGGGCUCUGAUGGAGGAGCUAUCCAUCCUGAUAUCCCUACUGGGUUCUCCUCUGAUUACAAAAGUCUGAAACUAGAUCCCGGAGUCUCAUCCAAUUUGAAUCCUGUGGCGUCCUAUUCUUCAGGUGGAGGUUUUCUUCCUUCUUCUGGACGUUAGGUCUAAUUUGCAUAUGGGAAUAUUUCUGGAUAAGAUCCACUUGGUCUUUCAUUUAAGCAUCCUGGGGGCUUGUUCUGGUGCAGACUUCCAACAGCUUGAGCAAAGAUUAGCAUGAAACCACUAAAAGGAAAAUGUAUAAUUCUUGGGCUUCCUUGGCGUGAAGAAUUCGCUGUUUCCCGAGACUCUGGGAGCAACAGAUUUUGUGACUGCCUGUGACCAGGAAUCAGGGAUGGAGAGAGGAGAAGAGGACGCACUUGAGGGCAAGGUAACUUUUUACUUGGAGAGUUUUUAUUCUCCACAUCAUCCCAUCACUCUCGGAUCCUAACUUCAGCCUCUUGGAGGCUCCAGUCGAGUUGCCUGGGGACCCCUACCAUCCAGAGAGCAGCUCUUGAUCUUGAAGGGGGAGGUCUUGUGAAGUUUAGCUAUAAGCCUCGACCACUACAAACAUAAAACCUCAGCUUUGCCCCUUCCAGCUCCUGAGCACUGGGGGGUGGAGGCCUCAGGGCCUUCGUAAGCACCCACCCGGGCAACAGCUUUCUUUCCUUCCUCUUUGUAAUCAGGCCAAGUGGCCUUGGGCAAGUCACUUCCUCUCCGACAAAGGAUGGAAUGGCCAGGGGAGAGGCAGAUGCUGGUGAAGAUGACAGGAGGUCAGUGUCAUUAUGUUCCAUGCUCUUGGUUGACAUUUCUUUGCGGGGGGGGGGGUGCUUUGGAGGCAGGAUGGCCAAGUCCUCCCAAGCAUAGGGUUCCUGAGCGGGGCCAGCUCCUUCCCCCUGGGGAACGUCACAUUUUCCAGGUAGAGUUGUUCUAUAACCCUCCUCGCACCAAAGAAUCAUGUCUUUACCCAGCUCCUCUGACCCUUCUGUUGACGGGUUCUCCUUUGUGGCCCUGCUCAGUCCCACGUGGACCAAAUGCUUGGCGAUGGGGGGGGUGGGGCGGGCAUUGCCCAGUGAACCAAAGUCCCCCCUUUGCCUGACAAACCUUGGGGAAGUCCUACCUUUCCUUAACCUGAGAGAUCAAAGCAGCUACUGAUGUGAGCUGCAACAGUGGCUCUGCAGGGCCCCCUCUGAGCAGUACUCCCUGCUGAUUGAUUCACUUAUCCAGCGAUUAUUUAUAGAGCUUUUGGGCAUCUGCCAUCAGCCUCAGUGAGAGGCCAUUGUGGUGAACUGGACGGUCAAGUUCUGUGGCCUCAUAAGGCUAAAAUUCCACUGGAUCACAUGCUCCCAAGAUGCACAAGUUCUAGAAACAGAGUCAGAUGAGCACUUCUUGGAAUCAGAACCUGGCUCAGCUAUUGCUGCACUUUCUUGAGCUGAAUUUUAGAAGUUGGGUAGAAAAAUAAAAAUCGAAUGAAAGGCAAAACACGAUUAGUGGGAAUCCAGUGAAGCAGAACCCACAAUUAACCAGAUUUCUCUAUAAUUUGAUGGCUCCUCAGAGAAGAACAUGGUCCUGAAAAAGGCUAAUUACAUAUUUGUUUAUUCAGCCCACAAAUAGCAUUUUGACAGCCGUCUGGGGCUGGAAGGGACCUCCAGAGGCCUCCUCAGUCCACCCUGUGCUUUAUCAGAAAUCUCCACGGAACAGAAAAUGCAUUGGAUUAGGUGAUGCUGUUGGCCUUACUGAGUGAAAUUUAAAUAGGAAAACAGACUAACCCCACCUGGAAGGUCUGAGGCUCUCUCGCUUGUCCAUAAUGUUGAUCAGAAGGCUUGUAAUUAAACAAACAGAGGAGACACAGGAAAGAUGUCAAAGAGGAUGAGAUUUUAAGUCACUGAACCGCUUAACAAGAAGGAAGAAUUUCUAGUCUAUUCCCAGCAGGCCAAGAAAUUGCUGAUACUCCCUCUACCAUGUACACUUUUUAACUUAGCCAACCGUGUAUCCUUGUACCUCAAACAUUAAACAUUUAAAAAGUGUCAUUUGUGACCCUAGGCAUAGAAGAAGUUAAGCUUGAAUUAGGUGCAAACUCACACCCGUUAAAAUGAUUGGCCUAUAUGCACAGGGAGUUCAUUCUGGGAGUUGGGGGCACAAAGGUGUGAUACUCACUUAUUCAUCUGGGGCGCGCGCGUGUAUGCACUGACCGGGUAUCUUUGGGUCUCUGGAGUUUUUUCUUUCUUCUUGGCAUCGCUGGACGUUUUCAUGACUGCAUGCUAAAAGGACCUGGGUUUGUUCUGAUGGCGAUGCUGCUGCUGGAAGGCCUCCAGAACAUUCCCGAGGAGUGAUGGAGAUCAGGAAGUUUCUAGCAGAAGCUGGGUCAGCCUGGCCACAGGCCAGGAGGAUGGAACGGUUUGUCCCGAACCCCUAGCAGGGCUCUCCCUUCCCACGUUGGUGGGCGUUUGGGAUUGGAUGGCAGGCCCAACUGUGGUCAAGGCAUCAGACCUUGGGUGGGAAGCCGCACCAGUGAUCCCAACUGGACCACAGUGAACCAGUUUCAAAGAAGCCUACUGUUCCUGUUCGUUUUCCUUUUGUUUAUCUUCUCUGGCCUUCUCCACCCGUGGAGAGGGCGCCUUCACAAAUGGCCUUAGAAUGCCGUUCUGAAGUUUAACAGAAUGAGACAACCAUCAAAUGAAUAUCAGAGGUAUUUACUAUCGCAGCUUAUCUGAAAAAUGAAAAACAAAAACAAAACAAAACUGUAUCACCAAUGUUUACAAGUCCAAGUAGACAUCCAGCCCAUGUAAAAUAUGUAAUUUAUGCAAGGGAUUGCAUCUUUCUUUUGUAACGAAUGCACUAAGCAACCCUGUAUAUAUUUUACAAUGUCUUUACAGAAAAAAGAAAAUCAUUUACUGUAGUGUUGUAAAAUAAUGCACUUUUCUAAUUUUUUCAUUAAAAUCUCUAUGG